AUGAAAUACUUAGGAAAUAAGUGGUUAAUAACUGAUUUUAUUAAUUCCAAAAAUAUCAUUGCUUUUAAUAAUCUAGUAUUUUCCGGUAAUAGCCAUUCGGUGUUGUCAGAAAUUCAAACCAAUAAUAAAUACAAUCCGCAUUUCCAUUAUGGUGACCAUCUAUUAUACUUUAAUCCUGUAAAUAUCGAACAAGAUGCAGAUGGAUAUUACUCAUAUUUAUCACCCUCAAAAAAUUUUUUUAGUGACAAAGAAGAUAUCAUUGGAUAUUCCGGCUAUAAAAGAAGGAUGUGGACACAAGGAAAGAUUACUUUCCCUCAACCACUGCCAUCACAACUGAAUUUUGAGAUGAAUAAAACCUAUCAGUGUUUAGAGAAAAUAAAGUAUGUUAAAAUUUUGGCAAAUAAUGCUUUUAUCAACAUUGAAAGAGAAAUAUAUCCUUGCCUAAAUGAUUCCAGCUUUAAACCUAGUAUACAGAAAUUAACUGAUGACGAGUAUAAUUCUUUAAGUACCAAGAAUGUAAAUAACAUGGUGGUUAAAGAAACAAGAAUGUUGAUGUACACAAAUGAACUUUAUAACAGCAAUUGCAACAACUAUACAAAUAGGAUCUGCGGUACAAACGAAAAGCUUUUGACAAGUCCACAAAGUAUCAGAAAAUAUAGUGAAAUAACAAACAAUCCACAUAGGAUACAUUUGGACGCUCAAUAUUGCUGGCUGGAGGAGAAGUUACCCGAUGUGAUAAUGCAUGGUCCAUUUUCGAUACAAUUAAUACUUCGAAAUUUUAUUGCUUGCCAUCCUAAUUUAAAUAUUAAGUCAAUCGAUUACAAAAACAGAAAUCCAAUAUUUGCAAAUGCGAAUAUAUCUUUUGAGAUUAAGCCCGUACCUAAUCGGUCUAAUAUUUAUCAAAGUAAUAUAAUAAACACUUUGGAUAGUCAGAUAUUAGUAGAGUCUAAAAUUCAUGUUGAAAAGAAUCCUUGUGUAUAA
Messenger RNA from Saccharomycodes ludwigii, 981 nucleotides. It is a transcript of the gene HTD2, whose product is annotated as hydroxyacyl-thioester dehydratase HTD2. NCBI's taxonomy places the organism in Eukaryota, Fungi, Ascomycota, Saccharomycetes, Saccharomycodales, Saccharomycodaceae. The record is from RefSeq and is a predicted model, not a curated record. The coding region runs from base 1 to 981 and encodes 326 amino acids. Gene Ontology annotation, cellular component: mitochondrion. Gene Ontology annotation, molecular function: (3R)-hydroxyacyl-[acyl-carrier-protein] dehydratase activity. The transcript has a single exon.